Molecule: messenger RNA, 2922 nt
Organism: Dinoponera quadriceps
Lineage: Eukaryota; Metazoa; Arthropoda; Insecta; Hymenoptera; Formicidae
Gene: sip1
Product: tuftelin-interacting protein 11
Exons: 8
Coding region: 323-2812 (829 amino acids)
Biological process (GO): spliceosomal complex disassembly
Cellular component (GO): U2-type post-mRNA release spliceosomal complex
Molecular function (GO): nucleic acid binding
Source: RefSeq, a predicted model, not a curated record
UGAAUUGGCUGAACAGAUCAAAAUUUUAUAUCACAUUGAAACAUAUAAAACGUUCGUACGAGAUUCUCACGCUUCAGUGUCUGUAAAUUUCUCGACUAGUGCAGUCAGUUCAGCUAAAAAGAACCGACUAAUUGCUAGAUGCGCAGAACUCAUGUGCGAGAGACGAACUUUAGGACCAUUUCUCACGAAGUGAACCUGUUGCUCUGACUUAUACUAUGGUUAGAUAUAUUUCAGUAGUUGACAUAAGAUUAUAUUACUCGUGAUUACGAAACAAAGUAAUUAAAACAAAAUAAGAUAUCAAGUAAUACAAAGAAGGAGCAAGAUGUCUGAGGAUGAAGUAGAAAGCUUUGAAAUUACUGAUUAUGAUUUAGACAAUGAAUUUAAUAUAGCCCGUCCUCGACGCAAAUUCACGAAGAAACAACAAAUGCUAGGGAUGUGGGCUGAUGACAGUGAUGAAGACGAAUUAUCUGCCAGACCAUCUUUCAAAACUUUUAAUAAAGGACCAAAAAACUAUACAACACCUGUUAAUUUUGUUGCUGGUGGUAUCCAGCAAGCAGGAAAACCAAAAGAUAAGAAAGAAAAUAACGAUGAGGAGGAAGAUGAAGAGACACAAGAGUCUCAAUCUAAAUAUCAAGAUGAUUCAAGCUCAGAAGAUGAGAGGUCAAGUAACUCAAAAUCACAAUCGUCUUUCUCUUUGAAUUUGGAGAGCGACAUCGCAGGCCUGCGUAAAAAGCGAAAUCAAGUAAACCCAUUAUUGCUGAAAAGUGGAAUGGGUAGUUGGGAAGUACAUACAAAAGGUAUCGGUGCUAAAUUGUUACUACAGAUGGGAUUUGAACCUGGUAAAGGUUUAGGUAAACAGUUGCAAGGAAUAAGCGCACCAGUGGAAGCACAUCUCAGAAAGGGAAGAGGCGCGAUUGGUGCGUAUGGUCCCGAGAAAACACCUAAAAUUCCAGAUGUAAAGAAGGAUGACGAUGGAGAAGAGGCGAAAGAAUCCAAGUCAAAAGUAUCCCAAUGGCGAAAGAGUGAUAAUAGCAAUAAGAAGAAGACGAGAUAUAUUUACAAAAGUGUAGAUCAGGUUUUAGAAGAUGGAAAAUUGAAACCGAAUAGAAAACUUCCAGUGUCGAGUGAAAUGAGCAAGGUCAAAGUAAUCGAUAUGACAGGGCCAGAGCAGAGAAUUCUCAGCGGGUAUCAUGCGAUAGCCGGUGGCCAGCAGUGUCCCGACGAGAUUGUUAUUACGUCCGAUAAGAAGACUAAAGUAAAUUUUUCUCUGCCUGAAUUACAGCAUAAUGUAAAUUUAAAAGUGAGCAUGUGCGAACAAGAUAUUAUUCAAAAUGAUCGGCGGACGAGGUAUUUAAACGACAGAGUGAUCACGCUGGAAGCAGAAAAGAAGAACAAGUCAAAAGUCAUCGAUCAAAUUAGCCAAUCAAUUCACACGAUGGAGAAUGUGUUGGUGAUCAUGGACAGAUUAAUGAAUGAAACGAACGAGCUGACGCUACAGGAGACUGCGGAGGCUUACAAAAAUUUAAAAGACAAUUAUUAUGAAGAGUAUAAAAUGUUCGAGCUUGGUGAAUUAGCUAGUAGUUUCGUGGCCCCAAAGAUUAAAGAUUGUCUGCUGAGUUGGAAUCCACUGAUGGAGCCGAAGAAUGCAAUUAAAUUGUUUGAAGUGUGGAAGGAUAUUUUGGAAAAUGGAGCUAGUAGUACACUCCAAGCUCGAGCUAUGCAUCCAUAUGAUCAAUUGGUGUGGAAUGCAUGGAUGCCAUCGAUCAGAGGAGCCAUACAGCAAUGGACAUGUAGGCAGCCAGAACCCCUAAUCGAAUUAAUAGAGCACUGGAUGCCACUGUUGCCUAAUUGGAUUUUGGAAAAUAUACUGGACUUAUUAGUGUUACCGAAAUUAACAUUAGAGGUGGAAGAAUGGAAUCCUCUUACUGACACUGUGCCUAUCCAUACAUGGAUUCAUCCUUGGUUGCCAUUAUUACGAAAUCGUUUGGAUACCCUAAUUUAUCCUAUAAUACGCAGAAAACUUGGAUCUGCUUUAGGAGGUUGGCAUCCGUCGGAUAGAUCCGCUAGGUUAAUGCUGCAACCAUGGGCGCAGGUAUUUGCCAAGGGAGACAUGGAAGCAUUUUUAGUGAAGAAUAUAAUUCCAAAGUUGCAAGUAGCCUUGUCCGAAUUCGUUAUAAAUCCGCAUCAACAGCAUUUGGAUCAGUGGAACUGGGUGUACGAAUGGAAGGAUUUGAUCCCGCCUCACGUUAUGGCAGGAUUGCUCGAUAAGUUUUUCUUUCCCAAGUGGCUGCAGGUCCUGGCACUUUGGCUCAAUCAUUCGCCCAAUUACGACGAAGUUACAACCUGGUAUAUGGGUUGGAAGGGGAUGUUGAGUGACAAGUUACUAGCGGAGCCGGCAGUGAAAGAGCACUUCAAGAAAGCGUUAGACAUGAUGAACAGAGCCGUCACGGGGCCACAAAGUCAUCAACCUGGCGCAUUGGAACAGGUUUCGUAUCUAACGAGCUUAGAGAGAACCCAACCGACGAUGUCACAGAUGGCACCGAUUGCGCAGCCGCGAAUAGAGAGACUCGCAGAGGCAGUGCGAACCGCUUCGCAGAUCCCGCAGGGCUUCAAGGAUCUCGUGCAAAAGAAGUGCGAAGAACGUGGUAUAUUGUUCAUGCCGAUCCCGAACAGAUACAAAGAAGCCAAACAAGUGUACAAAGUGGGAAACGUCCAGGCAUAUAUCGACGGCAACGUACUGUUUGUGUGCCACAACGGUACAAAUUGGAUGCCAACGCAUUUAAAUGCCUUAUUAGAUAUGUCUGAACCUUAGGAUCCUGUAUGAAAUUAGCCACACAAUUGUUCAAACUGUAUAGUUACUUUGUCGUAUUCAUACCGUAAAUAUGCUGUAAGAUAUUUCUGAAUAUAUAUAUGUAUAUACAA